This is a messenger RNA of Daktulosphaira vitifoliae (grape phylloxera), 1034 nucleotides long. RefSeq names its product transmembrane protein 231. Gene Ontology annotation, biological process: regulation of protein localization; cilium assembly. NCBI's taxonomy places the organism in Eukaryota, Metazoa, Arthropoda, Insecta, Hemiptera, Phylloxeridae. The transcript has 5 exons. The coding region runs from base 8 to 904 and encodes 298 amino acids. Gene Ontology annotation, cellular component: ciliary transition zone; ciliary membrane. The record is from RefSeq and is a predicted model, not a curated record.
UUGAAAAAUGUCGGUGUUUGAAGUUUACAAGCAAUCCUUAAGUGUAAAAUAUAAAGCCUCCCUCUGUUCUAAAGCAUUUCUUUUAUAUUUAGUUAUAGUUUUACUAACUUUCUUUUUACCGUUUUUAUUCUGUUACAAAAGUCAUGGUUUGUGGCUAAAAUACGAUAAAUAUUUAGAACAACCAGAGGUAGAAUUUAAAUUUGAGUAUUUAUUGAUUUCUGAAACUUCCGAUCCAUUAGUGCCAUUAAUUUGCGGUAUAUAUCCUGAAAAAGUUAUAACUACGGGAUUCUGUCCUAUGAUAAAGGUAGCAGAAGAAGAUAGAAACAUGGAUGGUAUAAAAGAUAAUCUUAAUUUUCAAUUGAACUUGAUGACUAAUGAAACUUUCGAUAUUAAUUCAGUGACGUUACUAUUAUUCUUUAAUUUUAAAAUACAUGAAUUGUGUUUACUUGAAAUGGAAUCUAUGGCUGUUAUUACGCAUAGUUCAGCUAUACCUGGUGGAAAACUAGAUUUGAUUGGUGAUUUAAAAUUAGUUCAAAAAACUCCAUUGGACUGUUCAUUAAAAAAUCCAAUUCGAAUGAAAAAUUCUAUUUUACAAUUCGAAACUUCUGACUGGUUAUUUAACAUUUAUAAGGAUUAUUUAAAACGUUCUAUUUACACUAAACUAGACAAUGUUCUGUUUAAAUGGACAAAGGGACGCAGUUAUCAACAACCUUUUAUUAUAAAUGUUAAAAUAAAUUAUGAUGAAGUUGAAAUCGUCUAUAAACCAAAAUUUUGGCAAAUUAUAAAAUGGGCAUGGAUGCAAUAUUUUUCAAUACUCAUUCUUACAUUAUUUAUUUUUAAAAAGGUCAAACGAUUUCUAUUUACUAAUCAUAUUGUUAAUACUAGGAUUGCUAAACUAACAUAAACCAUUAAAAAAUAUAUAAUUAAAUCUAAAAGCUCAAAUGGAUGGAAAAUUAAUAUUGUAUUUAAUAUUCAUUUAUAUAAAGAGUUAUUUUUUAUUAUACCUACUUUAUUUGGCAGGGCUGUGAAUUCAA